GAGUGCUGCGCAGGCGCAGCUCCGCCAUCUUCCUGGUACCCCUCCUACGCCUACAGGUUUAGCGAAGCCCUAUAUUCCGUUUCCAGGAUUUCCCAAUAACUCUCAAGGUCCUGGUUGCCCACCUUCCUAACAGCAGAGGUGAUUCCAAUUUCCAUUUGCCUGCGUUUAGAGAAGCCGGAAAGAGCUUAAGGAAAAAUGUGGAACAGAGAUUGAAUAAGCUCAGAAGAAAGUCCUAUGUUUUCAGGUUAAGGGAGGAUAUUUGAAAAUGCUUUCCAUUUCUGGAGGUUAUAGCCCAACGGCCUCUCCUUCAGAAUAGAAUUCAUCCCUCCCAUAUUCUGGGAUUCUUUCUUAGGGUUUCCUCUUACCCUCCACAAAGUAAUUUAUAAUGGUUAGUGGUGACACAAAUGCCAUGCAACCUCACCCACAAUAUGUAUGAGACUCGGUUGACUUAAAACCAGGCUCACAAGGAGAGAAAGUUAAUGCUAAGGCGUCUAAGUGGGUGUGGGUAGUUGUGCCUUACAGAGUAGCGGCUGGGGCACAGGCUGCCUCUUCCAUCCCCUCAGUGUCCAGGUGGUCCCAAAGGGCAGAGUGACUCAGGGAGAACCUGGUUUAGAUUCAAUAACUCAAGGCACACUUCCCUUUUUAAGAGGAAAAACAGAGCAGUACAGGUGUCCCCAACAGACAGAUCAAACAGGUCAAACGGGUAAGAUGGAGAUAUCCUUUACCAUGACUGAUUCUAGACUAGUCUCAGUUGGGCCACUUUCUCGUUUGCCAGGCUGAGGCACUCAGUCUCUGAGUGGCCAGGUCUUGGCCUGUGCCACUCAGGGAUGUCUGCACCUGACUCUAAUUGAGUGUUCAGUCCCCCAGAGUGUUUACUGGAGAGGCCCUAUUCUUAACUGACUGCCGGCCUGCCAGGCUUUGUGAGACAACUCAAAGAAGAUACUCUUCUAGUCACACCAUAGGAUCCAUACCACCUACCUACCUCUGUGGAGAGAUUUCAGAGCAAGGGGCUCAGGGCAGCCACAGUUCCUUCAAGGGGUCAGCAGCAUCAGUCCAGAGGCACAGACCGCACAAAGGGAGAGUCCCCUCCAAGAAUUCCUCUCCCAGUCCCCAGUGUGGAUGCGUGAGCCCAGAUGAACCGCUGCCAACUGCUCCAUCGGUGGAGAACCAGUGUAUCUGCACAGGACUCUAUGCUUUUGUAAGAACGGCAGAAAAUGGACAAAUCCCAGGGGUCACUGUCAUUUGGGGAUGUGACUGUGGACUUCUUGGAGGAGUGGCAGUGCCUGAACCCUGCUCAGAGGACCCUGUACAGGGACGUGAUGCUGGAGAACUACCACAACUUUGUCUCAUUGGGGUUUCUCAUUAACAAGCCAGAGGUGAUCUUCAGAUUGGAGGAAGGGGAAGAGCCAUGGAUAGUAAAGGAAGAAUUUCUGUACCAGAACUACCCAGGGUCCUGUGCUACCAAACCAGAGGUGAUCUUCAGGCUGGAGCAAGGAGAGGAGCCAUGGAUAUUGGAGGAAGAAUUCCCAAGCCAGAGCCUCCCAGAAGUCUGGGAAACUGAUCACAAGAAAGGAAGGAGGCAAGAAAACCAGCGUAAACCUAUGUGGGAAGUUGCAUUCAUCAGUAAAAAAACACCGACCAAGGAACGAGGUAAUGUAAUAGGAAAACCAUUUAACCUGGACACAAAUUCGUUUCCUUCCAGAGAAAGCCUCUGUCAGUGUGACUCAUAUGGAGUGAGUUUCAGCUGUAUUUCUGAAUUGUGUAUCUAUAUGAAAAACUAUUUAGGAAAAAAGACUGAUGAAUUUAAUGACUGUGGAAAAUUGCUACUCAGUAUUGAACACAAGAAAACUCCUACUAGCGAGAAAAGUGAAUUUUUUAAACAUGGGGAAACUUUCAGUCAGGAUGAGGACCCUGUUGAUCAUGAGAAGAUUCAAAGUGUAGAUCAAACAUUUGAAUAUAACAUGUAUCAAGAAACCUUCCCCGAAAAGGCAAUAUUGAGUACGUACAAGAGAGAGAUCACAGAAGAGAAUCACUCUGAAUGUAUUGAAUAUGGGAGAACCUUCUUUCCUAACUCCUCUUUCCUGUUACAUCACAUGAAUGCCUCCGAAGAAAAUCACUGUGAACUGGGUACUUGUGGGAAAUCGUUAUGUGUGAAGUCUACCCUUUUGAAACCUUAUGGGGCACGUAUGAAACCCUUGGAGUGUAGUGAGAGUGGGGAUCAUUUCCGGGGGGAUUUAUGCCUUCCACAACUUGAAACAAAUCAUAAAGGAGAGAAACACUUUGAAUGCAAUGAAUGUGGGAAAGCCUUUUGGGAGAAGUCCCACCUCACUCGACAUCAGAGGAUACACACGGGAGAGAAACGCUUUCAGUGUAAUGAAUGUGGAAAAACUUUCUGGGAGAAGUCAAAUCUCACGAAACAUCAGAGAUCACACACGGGGGAGAAGCCCUAUGUGUGCAACGAGUGUGGUAAAGCCUUCAGCCACAAGUCAGCCCUCACGUUACACCAGAGAACACACACAGGGGAGAAACCCUAUCAAUGUAGUGCAUGUGGAAAAACUUUUUACCAGAAGUCAGACCUCACCAAACACCAGAGAACACACACAGGGUUGAAACCCUAUGAAUGCUAUGAAUGUGGCAAAUCUUUCUGUAUGAAUUCACACCUUACAGUGCAUCAGAGAACUCAUACAGGGGAGAAACCAUUUGAAUGUCCUGACUGUGGGAAAUCUUUCUGUCAGAAGUCACAUCUUACACAACAUCAGAGAACCCAUGUAGGGGAUAAGCCCUACAAAUGUAAUGCAUGCGGGAAAACUUUCUACCACAAGUCAGUUCUCACUAGGCAUCAGAUAAUUCAUACAGGGUUGAAACCUUAUGAAUGUUACGAAUGUGGAAAAACCUUCUGCUUGAAGUCUGACCUCACAGUGCAUCAGAGAACUCACACAGGGGAGAAACCCUUUGUGUGUCCUGAAUGUGGGAAAUUCUUCAGCCAUAAGUCUACCCUCUCUCAACAUUACAGGACACAUACAGGAGAGAAACCCUUCGAAUGUCACGAAUGUGGAAAAAUAUUCUAUAAUAAAUCGUACCUGACUAAACACAAUAGGACACACACAGGGGAGAAACCCUACGAAUGUAAUGUAUGUGGGAAAACUUUCUGCCAGAAGUCUCAGCUCACUCAGCACCAGAGAAUCCACAUAGGAGAGAAACCCUAUGAGUGUAAUGAAUGUGGAAAGGCUUUCUGUCACAAAUCAGCUCUAAUUGUGCACCAGAGAACUCAUAGAGAAGAAAAGCCCUAUAAAUGUAAUGAAUGUGGGAAGUCUUUCUGUGUGAAGUCAGGACUUACUUUACAUCAGAGAAAACACACAGGGGAAAAACCCUAUGAAUGUAACGAAUGUGGGAAAUCCUUCAGUCACAAAUCAUCCCUCACAGUGCAUUAUAGGGCUCACACAGGGGAGAAAUCUUGUCAGUGUAAUGAAUGUGGGAAAAUUUUUUACCGAAAAUCAGACCUUGCUAAGCAUCAGAGGUCACACACAGGUGAGAAGCCCUAUGAAUGUAACACAUGUGGAAAAACCUUCUCUCAGAAGUCAAACCUCAUUGUACAUCAGAGAACACAUACAGGAGAAAACCUUAUGAUUGCAGUGGGUGUUAGGAAUGUUGAGCUGUGGUUCAGUAGCCACUAUGCUUCAGAGAAUGCACGCUGUAGAAGAAGUAAUGUCGAUGUUCUGAAUGUUGAGUAACCUUCAUCCACAAACUGGCCUUAUUUUACCCCGAAGCAGACUAAAACAUAUAGGACAGUCUUGUUAAAUAAUAUUCCGUUAAAUGUACCCUAGUAAAUGUGGGUAUAAAACCUUGCAGAAUUUUGCUUUUGUGAAUUUUUUUUUUCUUUUUUUUUUCGUGGCAAAAAUACAAACUAGGUUAUGUCAGAAUUUCUAUUAAGGAGAAAUCUUCAAUUUGAGACAUAUAGCUUGAAGAUUGUCUUUAGAAGUAAUAUAACAUUGGAACUUGUGGUUUGGUUUUGAUGCCAUAUUUGUCUUUAGGAAACAUGAGAAAUUGUAAUUUAUUGUUGAAUAUUGUGCAAUGUACAAACAAAAAGUAGUAAAAUGAAACAAUGAAUUUAAAAGAAGUUGCAGUAAUACACAGAAUUCUCAUUUGCCCUUUCCCGAGCUACCUCUUAAGAUAUCUUACAUAAGUAUGGUAUAUUCUCUAGCAGAAAUGUGGAUGGUACCAUAAUGCUAAGUCACAUACGUCAUUCACACUUCAGUCGUUUUUACAUGCACUUUUGUGUAUGUGUAGUUCUACAAAAUAUUGUCGCUUAUGGUUUGAGUACCUGUCGAUACAGGCUACAAAAUCGAAAAGGAAUCUGGAACCUGUGUUGCAUUAGGAUUACAAAGGAAUCAGGAUUUCACCACAAGAAGUUCCCUUGUGUCAAUAACCAUACCGUUUCUGCAAUCUUAAUCCUGGCAAUUGAUGAGAAUGUGAAGUUUUUAAAAAGGAGAUAUAAUUGAAAUAUUAGGGCAACAGCAUUAAAUGCUUACGUGAAGUAUCCCUUAAGUUUACAGGACUCCUGUAUCUACACAUGCUGGCUUCUAUAAACUGUGUGUUCCAUAUGCAUAAUGCAAGUUAAUAUGAUUGUGAAUCGAAACCAGACACUCAUAGUUCAGCAUCUCCCAGGUAUGUCAGGGCCAGGAGGAACCUCUGGAAAGGAGGCCCCCAAAGCUAAUAUGUAACCACUUAAAACACAUAAAUCAAAAUAACAAAAUGGUAAAUAAAAUGUGUUCUGUGCAGAGGGAUAUCUAGUCCGUAAUCUCAUUUUUCCCUUUCAAGCCAUAGGGUGCCUUGAGUGUACAUAUGUGAAUUCUCCACCCCUCAGCCUCAGUUGUACAAACCCCUGGAAGUCACUGCCCUCUAAGGCAGAGUUCAGAAUAGAAGCCACAGACAGUCUAUAUGUCACUCAGAGUUGUAAACUAGGCUGUAAAAUCACAGGUCCAGCGUACCCAGAAACAUAUCUGGGUCAUGGGUUUUUGAUUAUAUGAGAAGGUGGGUUGAGACUGGAGCAGAGCCAGAGUGAGGUCAGAGUGAGGCUUUUAUGGACCGACAGGAUAUAAAGGUGGUAUACCACAUUUCAUUAUACGAUUUCAUAAAUCAGGUUACACAAACUAAUGAUCUUAAAUUGCACAGAUAUUCUAAGCGUACGCCUUAGGAAACUAGAAACAGAAGAGUUAUUGAAUGAAAAGGAGCAAAACAAAGGAAAUAAUAAGAAUUAGAGCAGAAAUCAGAUCUUUGAAAAGACAAAAACAAUAAAAAGAAAAGUUAAUUAUUUGAAAAGGUCAAUAAAAGUGAUAAACCUUCAGCUAAGUUAACUAAGAAAAAGAGUAGAUACAACUCACCAAUAUCAGAAGUGAAAGAGAGACAUAACAACUGAUUACAUGGACAUUAGAAGGAUAGUAAUGUUACGGACAACUCUGCCCACAAAUUUCAUAACCUAGAUCUAUUCCUUGAGAGACACAAUCUGCCUAAACUUACACAAGUAUAAAUUUGUAUAGGCAAAUAUCUAUUAAAGAAACUGAGUUCAUCCUUAAUCUUCCAAAUCAGAAAGUUCAGGCCCAGAUGUGUUCACUGGUGACUUCUAGCAAACACUUAAGGAAGGAAGAAAUGAUACCAGUUCUCUACAACCUCUUCCAAAAAGGAGGAGUAGAAGAAAUCCUUCCUAACUCAUUCUGUGAUGCUUAUUAUAGUAGCAAAAGCAGGCAGAGACAUUAUAGGAGAGGAAGGUAACGGGUGCCUGGCUGGCUGAGUCAGUAGAACACGCGACUCUUAAUCUCGGGUCCUGAGUUCGAACCCUAGGUUGGGUGUGAUUACUUUAAAAAAAUUCUGAAAAGGGAAGCUAGAUGCCUGUAUGUUUUGGAACAUAGAUGCUGAGAUCCUCAACAAAUCGUCACCAAGUUGAAUCCCACAAUAUAUAAUUACGGGCCAUGACCAUGUGGGAUUUAUUCCAGGGGUGCUGUGCUGGUUCAACAUUUGAUAGUCAGGUAGUCACCUGUCACAUCAAGAGGCAAAAGAAGAAAUAAUCAUAUGAUCUUAUCAGUAGGUGCAGAAGAGCCUUUCACAAAACGUUAACCCACAUCCACAAUAAGAAAUCUCAGCAGGCUGGGAGUAUGGGGAACAUUAACUUGGUACAGAACAUCUCCAACAGCCCUACAGCUAACGUUGUACUUUGAUGGUGAGAAACUAGAUGCUUUCCCAGUGAGAAGAGGAGAGCAAAGAGGUCCCUGUCCCUGCUCUUUCAUCCUCCUUCUGGAAGUCCUCGCCGACAGAGCAAGACCAGAGAAGGAGAGAGACUUGGAUUGGGAAGGAGGAGAGAAAACUGUGUACAGUCACACGUAACAUGAUGGCCCAUGUAGGAAAUGUCCAGGAGUCGACAAUAAAACGCGCUGACGCGAGUUAACGAGGUUUUAGGAUACGGUGAUUGGGUGGGUGGUAAAAAGAAAUGAGCCGUUCGGUAACAGGAGACAUGCAGGAGCCUUUACGUGCAUAUUGUUGAAUGAGACAAGCCAAUCCGAAAGGCUUUCCACCUUUCGUUACCAGUUAUAGUGCGUUCUGGAAAGGCACGUGGGGAGACAGUAAAAGGAUCGGUGGUCGCCAGAGGAUUGAGGCAGGGGAGGGAAGGCUGAAUAGGUGGAUUAGGGAGGACUUUUAGGACGGUGGGAGUAUGCUGUAGGAUAUUGUAACGGUAGAUGGCGUGCGGAUCCUUUGCCAGUGCCCAAAAAUGUAACAAAGGGUAAGCCCUAAUGUAAACUGUGGUCUUCAGGUAGUACUCCUGUAUCAGCAUUGACUCAUCAGUUGUAACGAAUGGACCACACUACUGCAAGAUAUGAAUGAUGGGGGGCUGCAGAGGGGUAGGAGUGAAGGGGUGUAUAGGAACUCGACUUUCUGCUCCAUGUGUCUGUAACUCUGCGACUACUCUAAAAUGUAAAGUGUGUGAAAGAAAUGAACCAUCCUGUCUGCCUAUAGCAAUAUAGAGGAAUCUCCGAGGGUGUUUCUUCUAUAAUUACAAAGUUAGAAACGCAGUAUUCAGUACCACUUUUCCCAUGGUGGGAGGCAGAAUGCAUUCUCAGAAAUCAUAUGCUGACCAUCACUAAAGCCUAUUUUCAGCUGUAGCUUCC
This is a messenger RNA of Lynx canadensis (Canada lynx), 7157 nucleotides long. Its product is annotated as zinc finger protein 33B-like. Gene Ontology annotation, biological process: regulation of immune system process; negative regulation of transcription by RNA polymerase II; regulation of cytokine production. Lineage: Eukaryota; Metazoa; Chordata; Mammalia; Carnivora; Felidae. The record is from RefSeq and is a predicted model, not a curated record.